CGGCCUGGUCUCCGGACAGUCGUAGGUGCCCCGGGAGGACCGACCCAGGCCGGCAGGCAGUGCAGCGGGCUCCAAGAGCGCCCCACCGCCGCAGGCUCCCUGGCGCUGACAGGUGGGCUGAGGCCGGGGCUGGUCCGUCGGUUCCCCCCACCCGCCAGUGGUUCGCUCCGAACACCCCUCCGCGGGCGGCAGGUACCGUGGCCCGCCCCGCUUCCGGUUGUUGCCGGGCCCUAUAUCCGGUGUCCGCCCGCCCUCGGCUCCGCCGCCGCCGCGAUGCUGUCCCGGUCACGCUGCGUGUCUCGGGCGUUCAGCCGCUCGUUGUCUGCUUUUCAGAAGGGGAACUGCCCUCUAGGGAGACGUUCCCUGCCUGGGGUCUCCUUAUGUCAGGGACCAGGUUACCCUGACAGCAGGAAGAUUGUUAUUAACAACAGUAGUGUCUUCAGUGUUCGCUUCUUCAGAACUACAGCUGUGUGCAAGGAUGAUGUGAUUACAGUCAAAACCCCAGCGUUUGCAGAAUCUGUCACAGAGGGAGAUGUUAGGUGGGAGAAAGCUGUUGGAGACACUGUUGCAGAAGAUGAAGUGGUUUGUGAGAUUGAAACUGACAAGACAUCUGUGCAGGUCCCAUCACCAGCAAAUGGCGUGAUUGAAGCGCUUUUGGUACCUGAUGGGGGAAAAGUAGAAGGAGGCACUCCUCUUUUCACGCUCAGGAAAACUGGCGCUGCUCCUGCUAAGGCCAAGCCACCAGAAGCUCCUGCUGCUGCAGCCCCAAAAGCAGAGCCUACAGCAUCGGCAGUUCCUCCUCCCCCUGCAACAUCCAUACCCACUCAGAUGCCACCAGUGCCCUCACCCUCACAACCUCUCGCUAGCAAACCGGUGUCUGCAGUAAAACCCACUGCUGCCCCUCCAGUAGCUGAGCCAGGAGCUGGCAGAGGUCUGCGUUCAGAACAUCGGGAGAAAAUGAAUAGGAUGCGGCAGCGCAUUGCUCAGCGUCUGAAGGAGGCCCAGAAUACGUGUGCGAUGCUGACUACGUUCAAUGAGAUCGACAUGAGUAACAUCCAGGAGAUGAGGGCUCGGCACAAAGAUGCUUUUCUGAAGAAACAUAACCUCAAACUAGGCUUCAUGUCGGCAUUUGUGAAGGCCUCAGCCUUUGCCUUGCAGGAGCAGCCUGUUGUAAAUGCAGUGAUUGACGACGCAGCCAAAGAGGUGGUGUAUAGGGAUUAUAUUGACAUCAGUGUUGCGGUAGCCACUCCACGGGGUCUGGUGGUUCCCGUCAUCAGGAACGUGGAAGCUAUGAAUUAUGCAGAUAUUGAGCGAGCCAUCAGUGAACUGGGAGAGAAGGCUCGAAAGAAUGAACUUGCUAUUGAAGAUAUGGAUGGUGGUACUUUCACCAUUAGCAACGGAGGUGUUUUCGGCUCGCUCUUCGGAACGCCCAUCAUCAACCCCCCUCAGUCGGCCAUCCUGGGCAUGCAUGGCAUCUUUGAUAGGCCAGUGGCUGUGGGAGGCAAGGUGGAGGUGCGGCCCAUGAUGUAUGUGGCACUGACCUAUGAUCAUCGGCUGAUCGAUGGCAGAGAGGCAGUAACUUUUCUCCGCAAAAUCAAGGCAGCGGUAGAAGAUCCCAGAGUCCUCCUCCUGGACCUUUAGGAGGAAGCCACGUACCCUACGCACCAACCAUGCAGGAACUGAAAACCAGUCUUCUCCCUGUCCCCUCACGGGUCCCAGGUUGGCCUGGCGUCAGGCACAUGUUGUUGGCCUCAAGCAAGGAAACCAGGGCACUAUGUAACCAGCAGCCACAGGUCUCUUCUUGGUAUUCUGCCAGGCUCUCCCCUUCUGUGCACCCUUCUCUUACACUCGAAUAUCUUCUUUAGGCUUGAGGGAGAGAGCGCCUUAAUGGAUGCUCAUUAAUAUUUCCUGCCUUUCUCCCAUUAGUCUUGUGCAGAGAUGAUUUUGCUUCUCCCCUGUGCCAGUGUACUACAAUAGGGAAACCACUGGGGACCAUGUGAUCAAGUUUGUAUCUUUUGAAAGUCUGUUCUGGGCUAGGAGGGGAUGGUGUC
This is a messenger RNA of Leopardus geoffroyi (Geoffroy's cat), 2051 nucleotides long. RefSeq names its product dihydrolipoamide S-succinyltransferase (gene DLST). Gene Ontology annotation, cellular component: oxoglutarate dehydrogenase complex. Gene Ontology annotation, molecular function: dihydrolipoyllysine-residue succinyltransferase activity. The transcript has 15 exons. The record is from RefSeq and is a predicted model, not a curated record. The coding region runs from base 274 to 1641 and encodes 455 amino acids. Gene Ontology annotation, biological process: tricarboxylic acid cycle. NCBI's taxonomy places the organism in Eukaryota, Metazoa, Chordata, Mammalia, Carnivora, Felidae.